Plenodomus lingam JN3 is the source of this 2637-nucleotide messenger RNA. RefSeq lists its product as uncharacterized. Gene Ontology annotation, molecular function: hydrolase activity, hydrolyzing O-glycosyl compounds. Gene Ontology annotation, biological process: carbohydrate metabolic process. The record is from RefSeq and is a predicted model, not a curated record. Lineage: Eukaryota; Fungi; Ascomycota; Dothideomycetes; Pleosporales; Leptosphaeriaceae.
AUGGCACAAACACUGCAACCACACUGGCCCGCACAAGCGCCCUCCUACAACGACCACAUCCUCACAAUCACAUCCUCUUCUUGCGCAGAUCCCUAUGUCCUCUGGGACAAAGGCACAUACUACAUGACCUUCACCUGCGGCGGCCACAUUGAAAUCUGGGCCGCCGACUCCCUCUUCGACUUUGAAAGGCGCUGCAGAAAGGAGGUUGUGUGGCGUCCCCCGCCCGACCAGCCCUACAGUGCCGAUCUCUGGGCUCCCGAACUCCACGCCAUCAAUGGGAAAUGGUGGGUUUAUUUCGCGGCCGACGAUCCCAAAAUUGGCAACAGGAGUCAUAGGAUGUACGUGCUCGAGGGCCCGCCGGCAGACGAAAACCCACUGCAGCCUGCAAAGUGGAGGUUUCAUGGACGAGUGGGCGGGUUGCCAGAGGACCAGUGGGCUAUUGAUGGGACAGUUGUCGCGCUUUACGGAUCGCAAUUCUUCGUCUAUUCGGGCUGGCCGUUUGGAACACAUGCGGAUGAGAGUCGCCAGGAAAUCUACAUCAUUGAGAUGAUCAGUCCCACAGAGUGUAAAGGACGGCCUAUCCGCAUCAGCACGCCAGACUUGCAGUUCGAAUUCAGCGGCACGAGCGGUAUCAAUGAGGGCCCACAGUUCUUGUGCUCGCCGGAUGGAAGGUGGAGUGGGAUUGUGUAUAGCUGCGCCGGUAGCUGGACCCACGAGUACAAGAUGAACGUCCUAUACUAUACUGGUGGUCACCCACUGGACCCGACAUCUUGGGCGAAGAGCAACAAACCCUUACUCCAAGCCUCGCGUGACGACUCGCCUCCCUAUGGACCCGGUCACGGCAACUUUGUGCUCGUCAGCGGUCCCUCUGGGCCAGAGGUCUGGGGCAUUUUCCACGCAACGGAUGCGAAAACCGGAUGGGAGGGUCGAAAAGCGCGUGUGAUGCGUGUUGGAUGGGGAAAUGGCGGGCCAUUCAUGGGCAACGGUGAGUGUGGGAGGUGCUGUGGUGAAGUCGAGCAUUUCAUCCAGGGAUGCCCAGGCGGUGUUUGCGGUGGACGAGGACACGGUGGCAGCGCCGGAGGAGGUGGAGGAUCGUUCCUGCAACCGGGCAGACAGGGCGGCAACAGCACUGAGGAUCUGAAGAGGGAGGUUAAGAACCUUGUCAAAGGCGGAAAGGGGCUCAUCAACUUUGAGGAUGAGGAACAGAGUCAUCAUUUUGAGUGCGAAACCAUUUCGAGAAAGAGAUAUACCAAUUCAACCCCUUCAAUAUCGAUACUUUGUCCCAGCGUUCCACUUUUGAAUGCUCUACCCGCAUUGACUUAUGGAGACGACGAGCUAAACAAUACGCUCAUACGCGGGACUCCUAGGCGCGGAAAAGCCGUCUCAUCCCUACUUAAAUCGACACACACACCACACACAUAUGCACACCCCUCCACCCUGCGCCCAAACAAAGUCUCAUCACCUCCACUACCUCCACCACCCAACAUGGCCAACAUCCAAGGAACCUGCGACCCCCGCUUCGCCCCCCUCCAAGCCCUCCUAGAACAAAACCUGACCUCAGGCCUCGAACUCGGCGCCUCCAUCUGCGUCAACCUGCACGGCACCAACGUCGUCGACCUCUGCGGCGGGUACACCUCGCCCGCCAAAACCCAAGCCUGGACGCCCACAACCCUCGUCAGCAUCUGGUCCACCACAAAGACCAUAUCCGCCCUCGCCACCCUCCUCUGCAUCGACCGCGGCCUGCUCGACCCAAACGCCCCCGUAUCCACCUACUGGCCCGCCUUUGGCCAAAACGGCAAACAAGACAUCAAAGUCCGCCACCUCCUCUCCCACGCCUCCGGCCUCUCCGCCUGGUCCGACAAAAUCUCCAUGCAAGACCUCUGCGACCUCGACAAAUCAACUACCCUCCUCGAACAACAAGCCCCGCUCUGGCCCCCUGGUUCCGCAUCCGGCUACCACGCCUGGUCAAUGGGCCACCUCCUCGACGCCCUCGUCACCCGCGUCUCCGGCAACCCAUUCGCCCAAUUCAUCCAAGACGAGCUAGCCCAGCCGCUGGGCGCAGACUUUCAACUCGGCGCAAAAGAACAAGACUGGCCCCGUCUGGCGGAAAUCGUACCCCCUUCGCCCAUGGAACCUCCUGCGUCCGUGGCAGACGCGACGAGCAUUGCCGCCCAGACAAUGCGGAAUCCGCCACUUGAUGCAAAUGUGGCAAAUACGCCGCUCUGGCGACGUGCGCAGCUGGCAGCGGGAAAUGGGCAUUCGAAUGCGCACUCGGUGGCGCGCAUCAUGUCUGUGAUUUCGCUUGGUGGCAGUGUCGACGGCAAGCAGUUUCUCUCGCCCGCGACCAUGGAUCUCGUUUUCAAGGAAGAGCAGAAAGGUGUGGAUUUGGUGCUCGGGGUGCCGUUGAAGUUUGGCCUUGGCUUUGGGCUUACGGGCGAAGACACGAAUAGGUCGUGGAUUCCGGGGGGGAGGGUGGCGACGUGGGGGGGUUGGGGAGGGAGUAUUGUGGUCAUGGAUGCGGAUAGAGGGCUGACGAUUGCCUAUGUCAUGAAUAAGAUGAUGUCGGGGCCAGCCGCUGAUGAGCGGAUGAGGGGGUAUGUAGAGGCUGUGUAUAAAGCAUUGGGUACUGAGGUCUAA